UUCCAGCAUCCAGCAAUGGCCACAACACAACCCUUGGCUCCUUGUGUCAGCACGCUCUUUACCCUGCUCCAAGGCUACCCUUGUCACCUUGUUGUCACCUGCUCCCUGAUUCCCCCAGCAGUCCCCAAAGCUCCCCAUUGCCUGGAUUUUACUAUCCAUCCCUGCAUAAUGUCUGCAUUUAUUCCAAAGAAGGCUGUCACAGACAGAGAGGAGGAGAUGGAGGUCGAUAUACAGAUUGAUAGAGAGGAGGACAUGGAAGUGGACAUAGAGGAGACUCGAGAGGAAAAGAUGGAUGUGGAUGUGACAGAGAUGGAGGAAGAGAUGGAGGUGGAUACAAAGACUGAUAGAGAAGAGCGCAUGGAAGUGGAUGGAGAGGAGACCGGAGAGGAAGAAAUGGAGAUCGAAAUGGAAGACCACAUUGAGGAGAUGGAUAUUGAUGGAAAAGAUGAUGAGGAGGACAUGGUCUUGGGAUGAAGACCGAUGCCAGCAGCAGAACAGGACUGAGGCACAUCCCAGACACAGAUGCAACCUUCUGUACAUAGGUUUUAGAGAGGUUAUGUUCGCAAUAGAAGUUUUAGAGUUUGCUUAAAUCUACUGUAAAUACGUUUCAUAUAGUUUGGUUAGAUAUGUUCUUAGGUAAAUAGGUUCUAUAGUUUCUUGUUGUUGUUACUAAUAUUCUUACAAUGUAAAUAUGUUGUGUAGUUCAUUCUUGUUCCUUUUCUUCUACAAAUAAACAUUCUUUGUUUUUCACACCCCAGUUCUCUUUGCAUUUGCUUCGGGCACAUUUGCAAAGUUGUGCUUUCCACUCGCUCCAGGUUCCCAG
This is a messenger RNA of Cyanistes caeruleus (blue tit), 823 nucleotides long. RefSeq lists its product as uncharacterized. The record is from RefSeq and is a predicted model, not a curated record. NCBI's taxonomy places the organism in Eukaryota, Metazoa, Chordata, Aves, Passeriformes, Paridae.